AUGGCGCACAUUUCCAGCGUAACAAUGGUAAGCCACGGCACAAUAAGAGAUUACCCUGGUGUUUCUAUAACCGGGUGCGGAGUCGCACAUAUGGGCCAUAAACUAGAGGAGGGGUGUUUCAGUUGGCACACCAGUAACGGGGCGUUGGCUAACGUACGCCGGGGUCGGCCCGCGGCUCCCGGAGAAGUGCCGUGGAUUGUAUACAUUACGGGCACACAAAACGGAGUCAAUUUCUCAGCGUCCGGGACCAUAUUCAAUGAGCGCUGGAUUAUAACGGCUGGUCAAAAUACAUUUUGCGGGCUACGUUGCACCGUGGCCAAUCUGCGCAUCUACCCUAGCGCGUUUAGCAGCAAACACUUGGAGCACACGCAAUAUUACGAGGCAAAGGAUACACACGUGCACCCCAUGUUUGAAACGUCCGACAAGGCUAACAAGGAGUAUGACAUCGGGCCAAUCGAGCUGAACACGGCUAUGGUGUUUGAUCAGGAAACCAUGACUCUGGCCAGACCCGUGUGUCUGCCCGAAAUGAACCAGAUUAAUCGCGAUGGUCAGUACGCCUUGUUCGCCGGUUAUGGCAAUGUUGAUGGACUGCCCAUGGUUGGUUGGACAAAGAUUAAGCCCUUUAAACCUGGUAAGGGUCGGUCUAUAGUGGCCACCCGGUAUCCAUCGCAGGCCGGAGAGUUCAAAUGCGAGUUUGAUAGUGCCAUAAACCAUUCUGUAUAUUUUGACAAUACUUGCGAACACUCCUGUCUAUUAUCCCAAACAGGUUGCAAGGCCAAAAUCACCAAGUUUAAUAAAUCGACCUUGGCCAACUCGCUGACCGCAGCCAACCUGGCCCUCACUAUUACUGCCCCACCCGUGCACUCGGCCAUCGCUAGUGAGCACCAGUACAUGAUCGUGCCCUAG
This is a messenger RNA of Medioppia subpectinata, 906 nucleotides long. The record is from the annotation of a GenBank genome assembly. Lineage: Eukaryota; Metazoa; Arthropoda; Arachnida; Sarcoptiformes; Oppiidae.